Messenger RNA from Arabidopsis lyrata subsp. lyrata, 759 nucleotides. RefSeq lists its product as uncharacterized. The record is from RefSeq and is a predicted model, not a curated record. Bases 1 to 759 code for a protein of 252 amino acids. The transcript has 6 exons. NCBI's taxonomy places the organism in Eukaryota, Viridiplantae, Streptophyta, Magnoliopsida, Brassicales, Brassicaceae.
AUGGAUGAGCAUGUCGACGAUUUAAAACCGAUUAAGCUUUGUUGGUCUAUCCAAGUUAAGGUUCUUAACAAAUGGCGUGAGAGAUCUGAAGCCGGUUAUCGAGCUUUACGCAUGAUUUUGUGUGAUAAAAGGGGUUCUAUGAUUGAGGCUAAAAUCAAUUCCGAACUCAUUACUGAGUAUGAUUCCGAGUUCAAAGAUGGUGACUGGAUAUCUCUUCACCAUUUUGAAUUAGAUUUGGUAACUGGGGAUAUGAGAACUACACGUCAUGCUUAUCGGAUCAAUUUUCUUCCUUCGACAAUUUUGAAUCUGAUACCUGACAAAGACGAUCUUCACUAUACACUAUAUCCAUCCUCUUUCCUUGACGUUUUGGAUGAUAAACUCAUAAGAACUUACCUGAUAAAUUUGAUUGGAUAUGUGGUUGAUAUCGAAGACAUAAAAUACUCUGACCCAAGUAAACGAAGCGCUGGUUAUGCGAUGACGUCUUUCAAAAUUAAGGACGCAAACAAUUAUGUACUGCCGUGUGUUGCUAUCGGAGAUCUUGCUGAGCAUUUUCACGAUGAGUGGAAAAGGACUAGGAGUUCGCGGGUUGUUUGUGUUUUGCGGUGGUGGGGAGUCUAUAAAGUUUCCGGAUAUAUGGUUAUCCAAUCGGUUGGUAGAUGCAGUCGUUUGGAUCUUGAUCCUGAUAUGCCUGAGGUUGCUGAUUUCCGAGUAAAUUGUAGGUCGUCUGCUUCGACAGGCUCUUCGCGGUAUAGAGCCUGA